Melampsora larici-populina 98AG31 is the source of this 645-nucleotide messenger RNA. RefSeq lists its product as uncharacterized. NCBI's taxonomy places the organism in Eukaryota, Fungi, Basidiomycota, Pucciniomycetes, Pucciniales, Melampsoraceae. Bases 1 to 645 code for a protein of 214 amino acids. The record is from RefSeq and is a predicted model, not a curated record. The transcript is spliced from 2 exons.
AUGCUAAACUGUUCCAGUGAGGAAGAAGAGGUAGAUCAAACCACUUUGAAAAGGAAAGGAAAGGAACAGGCGACUGAAAAGCCAGCAAAGAUAGGAAAGACAAUGGCACAAGGAGUGACUCUCACUCACAGACUUAUAGAUCUUUCACCUUAUUGGGAUGGAAGGAUGACAGCGUGUUUUGGAUAUGUUCCCUUAACAAUAUUUGUACCAGCCUGGUCACUGGCAGACAAAACACACAUGUCGAAUCGGAGGAAACAAAACUCGUCCUCGGUAACAGGUGGUAGGAUGCUAUCAGAUUUAGCAUCAAAUAGUAGUAACAAGGUUCAUCAGCAAUCUAAUCAUCACUCAAGUUACAAUAGAAUGGGACAAUCUUCUCACCAGAACUAUAGCCAUGAUCAUAACAAAUUUCACAAUCAAGGUGCAAUGAACCAUGGAUCAAACAGACAAAGAAGAGGCAGGAGAGGAAGAGGAAACAGUAGAGGAAAUGGAAUUAGAGGAGGUGGAACUCAAGUUGCAACAAACCCAGCCCCAAUGAUGGUUAUCAAUGGGGUUGUAGUGCCUAAGUACAGACCAGGAGCCUUUGAGGCGUUGAAAGCAGCAAGGCAAGCCAGAGGUAGCAGUAAUGGAACAGGAACAAAUCCGUGA